AUGCCUGAGCCCAGUGGGUACUGCAAUUCGAAGAAGACCGACGACGUCUGCGAUGAAGCCUGCGGCGACGUCUGCGGCGAUGUAACUAUGCUCUCUGUCUCUCUCUCUCUCUCUAUCUCUCUCUCCGUCUUCUUGGGAGAAAUAUCUGGGCCCGGUAGAUCUGCUUCCUUGGAUUGUUUCCGGGUUGCUGGGUCUCUUCCCCUCCGAUUGGUGGCCGGAUUUCUCGCCUGAUCUUGGGGAGCCAUUAGAGACGAUUUCUCCCCGUUCUCUGCGUAUUCGGGAGCUGCGAAUCCCAAUGCCUCCCUGGUUUCUGCUUGCUGGCAUUGCGGCUAUGGGUUUCUUGCCUUGAUCUCGUCUUCUGAUUCUGCGGAUGUUUGCUUCUGCGCAGAGGUCGUCGAGGAAGGGAGGGAUGAACAUGACGAGGAGGCUGCGCUGUGUUCUUGGGGGAUUCGAUCUCCGCGCCAUUCUUCUGCUUUUCGUCCUCGUCCCCACCUGCAUCUUCGUCAUCCAUCUCCACGGCCAUAAGGUCACUUUCUUCCUCCGCCCGCUCUGGCAGAAGCCCCCGAAGCCCUUCAACCAGAUCCCCCACUACCACCACCCCAACGCCUCCAUGGCCGAGCUCUGCAAGCUCCACGGGUGGGGCGUCAGAGAGACCCCCAGAAGGGUCUUCGACGCCGUCCUCUUCAACAACGAGCUCGAUAUCCUCGCCAUCCGCUGGAAUGAGCUCCUCCCCUACGUCUCGGAGUUCGUCCUCCUCGAGUCCAACUCCACCUUCACCGGCAUAAAGAAGCCCCUCUUCUUCGCGCAGAACCGGGGGCGCUUCCAGUUCGUCGGGCCCCGGCUGACCUACGGCACCGUCGCCGGCAGAUUCGUGAAGGGCGAGAACCCGUUCGUGGAAGAAUCCUACCAGCGGGUGGCGCUGGACCAUCUCAUCAAGAUUGCCGGAAUCGCCGACGACGAUCUUCUGAUCAUGUCCGACGCCGACGAGAUCCCCAGCGGCCACACCAUCAAUCUCCUCCGCUGGUGCGAUGAAAUCCCUGAGAAGCUCCAUCUCCAGCUCCGGAACUACCUCUACUCCUUCGAGUUCUUCCUGGACAUGGAGAGCUGGAGAGCCUCCGUCCACCGGUACCGCUCCGGCGAGACCAGGUACGUCCAUUUCCGGCAGAGCGACGAGCUCCUCGCCGACGCCGGCUGGCACUGCAGCUUCUGCUUCCGCCGCAUCAGCGAGUUCGUCUUCAAGAUGAAAGCUUACAGCCAUGUUGAUCGAGUUAAGUUUUCAUAUUACCUGGACCCUGGAAGGAUUCAGAGGAUCAUCUGCCAGGGCCUGGACCUGUUCGACAUGUUCCCCGAGGAGUACACCUUCAGGGAGAUCAUCAGCAAGCUCGGGCCGAUCCCUCGGUCCUUCUCCGCGGUUCAUCUCCCUGGUUAUCUGAUCCAGAACGUCGACAAGUUCAGGUACCUGCUCCCUGGGAACUGCCAGAGGGAAGAAGGGUGA
Messenger RNA from Spirodela intermedia, 1495 nucleotides. Lineage: Eukaryota; Viridiplantae; Streptophyta; Magnoliopsida; Alismatales; Araceae. The record is from the annotation of a GenBank genome assembly.